Messenger RNA from Paralichthys olivaceus (Japanese flounder), 4221 nucleotides. It is a transcript of the gene med11, whose product is annotated as mediator complex subunit 11. Gene Ontology annotation, biological process: regulation of transcription by RNA polymerase II. The record is from RefSeq and is a predicted model, not a curated record. Lineage: Eukaryota; Metazoa; Chordata; Actinopteri; Pleuronectiformes; Paralichthyidae. Gene Ontology annotation, molecular function: transcription coregulator activity. Gene Ontology annotation, cellular component: mediator complex.
UUUAGUGAGCUCUUAGUUGUUGAGCAACUCUGGUCGUUAGUUCAGAACCGGGUACCUUUAGAUUUAGACCUGUCUGCACCGAGCUGGGCUGUCUGGACUAAUUCUGGUUACUAUUUGUUCUUGGAGAGCUGCUGUAAGAAGCUGUUUCCUGCUCAGCGAUGGCUAAUGAGCGGCUCAGAGCUCUGGAGGAGGUAGAGAAAGAGAUAGCGAUGACCCUGCAGUGUGCCGGCAAUAUAGUUCUGGAACUCUCCAAAGACAAACACAAUGCCAGCCUCCUGGACCGACAGCUUGUCCAAUUCCAAAGCUCUGUCAACCGAGUGGAGAAUGAACUGAGCACCCAGAUCCGCUACCUCACACAGGUAGCUACUGGUCAACCUCAUGAGGGCUCCACUUAUUCAGCAAGGAAGGACUGUCAGAUGGCACUAAACAGAGCAGAGUACGCUAAGGUCAAACUGGGAGAACUGGGACGGACCUGUGAAGUCAUGUUGGAGCAGCAUCAGCAGCAGACAUGAGAGCAAAGAGGGUAGCUGGCUGAGUUGGAAGAUUUCAUUACCCAAUGUGACUGUAUCAGACCUCAUUACACAUUGAAAUCUUUUAAUUAUCAUUUUUUUUAUUGUAAUUACAAUACUAGUCUCUCAGAAAAAGCAAAGAAAAAAAGUUGUACACAAGACUUUUUAUUUUUGAAGUAGUGUAUGUUGUAUCGACCCUGUUACAAUACUACUUAUACAAUACCAAGAAUUUUUUUUUGUUGAUAUUUUGAGCACUGAAGAAUGAAAGAAGUUACUUUCCAACAAUAUUUAGUAAAAUGUUUCUAACAGUCCUUACAAUGUCUUACAUUUCAUAGCCUUUUGGAUGAAUUGAAAGCCUAUCCAGUAACUGUUUUUUAUGACAGACCUCAAUCAAUCUGAUGUUACUAACAGGAAGACACUUCACUUUUAGGUACAAUGGACAGUGAGUGAAGUCAUGUUUGUUUCCCAAAUUCCAGACUGUCCUCAUGAACUCUACACGUUUCCUAUGUGCUUUAAUCUGGACCUUUUGUGUUUUACGCCAGUUCAAGAUUACAUCACUUUCCAUUUGACAGGUGGAAAUCCUUUUCAUAAAAACAAAAAAAUGGCUGUUUGACAACCUAUCUUAUGUUUGAAAGAAGACUUUGACGUGUUUGUUGGCCCUGUAAAGGACUGAUGACAUCUCCAAAGGGUACCCGACCUCCUGUCCUUUGUCCCUGCUGGGAUUGGCUCAAGCACCCACUCCAUAGAUGUAAUGAAGACAAAGAACGGCUGGCACGUGAACAGUCAUAUUGUAGAUACCCAUUCCAAUGAUUUACAUCACCUACAGCCUAAGAAAAGGAAAGAGUAUCUAUUCACAAAAUAAUUAAAACAUUUCAGUAUUUUUAUUACUCUACCGUAUGCUCUGCUCCACAAAUACAUAUGCAUUAAGUUUACUUCAUUAUAGAGAUGUUAAGUACAAAUCAAUAGGCAGCAGUAACAGAAGUUCAUCUGAAGUUGCCAUCAGUUACACUGAUUUGUUAAGAAAACAGCUGACUUACAGUACCUCAUUUAGCAUAACACUUGCUAAAUGUACAGUUGCCUUAGCAUUUAAAUUUCUUCUGUUUUUACACUAACAUGGGACAGACUUUUGGCUGUAUGGUCCAUCUAUCCUGUCUUUAUCUUCGUCUUGGCCUGUGGGGUUGAUGUGUCCUGUUAUCUCCUACAAGUGACACUGCUGCUCGCCAGACUUGCCGAAAAGAGGGUCUCAUCCUCACUUGUGUGAGCAGUCAUCCCAGGCACACAAAGUCCUUCAAACACAAAGCCAUCAACCUGAGAGGAAGAACUUCAGAGAGAGAGAAUUUUAUCUUAUCUUUUAUUUUGAUAAGAGUUUUAUUAACAAACUGUCAAAAAAGUUUGAGGUCUGACAAAAGUCUGGCAGUCAUACCAAGUAAUGCCUAUGAUGAUAAUAACUUUCAUGAAAAACAUGUAACAAUCCUUAUAGGAUUCAGCGGUAGUACAAAGUGCUGCAACAUGUUAAUGACCGGGCUGUUUUUCCACCGGGUGUCACUAUGGGACCAGCGACCACUGUGUUUAAAAUGAAAAAGGUAAUUAAUCUUUAGAGUAAUUGGCUGUGAAGCCUGAAUGCUUAAAAAAAAAUAUCACUCAGAAUAAUCACUCUCACCAGACAUUGAUGAAAAAAUUACUUUAGGACGACAUGACAAUUAUGCAGUUUUUACUUAUCCUCUAGCGUUUUCCAAAAAAACAAUGCUCCUGAAGCUCCUGAAACACCUUGUCAGUAGACCAGUCAAUACUUUAGCACCAUAAUAAUAAUAAUCUUUAUUUAUAGAGCAAAACAUAUGUUUCAAAGUGCUUUCCAAAGGCAGCAUGUUAAAAAAAUCAGGUUUAGAAGAAACAGGUAAAAUACAUUAGUAUAUAAAUACAAAUGCUGUUUAAAAUGCUCAGUAAAAUAAAUUAUGACAGGUAUAGGAAAGUAAAGACUCAGGGUUCAGGAAAGGCUCUCCAAUAUUUAAGAAGGGACUUAAAAGAGUUUACUGAGUCAGCUGCUUUCCUCGGGCAGGUUGUUUCAGUGCCUUGGGGCCCACACUGCAAAUGCUCUGUCACCCUUAGUUUUCAGCCGGGCCUCUGGAACAAACAAGAGACCUCUGGCCGAGGAUCUCAAUGUGGGUACUGGUGUGUAUGAUUCUAAAAGGUCAGCAAUGUAGCAGGGAGCAAGGCCAUGAAGGGCCUUAAAAGUGAUCAAUAAAAUCUUAAAAUCAAUUCUUACACAUAUAACUUUAAAAAUGUUUACCAUUUUCAAAUAAACUUUAGAUUUAAAAAACUUUCAAAACAGGAUAUUUUCAAAUUUCACAUAUUUUUAAAUUACACACAUAUAUUCUCUCCGAGACAAGACAAAUGAUAGUGAAUGCUAAAUACUGCCUCUGAAUACUACUGAAUACAUUACUAUAUUCAAACAGUCAUGCUGAUAAAGCAAGUUGAUUUGAGUGGGUGGGUGAGUGGGUUUAUUUUACAGUAUUUGAUAAUGUUUUCAUCAAUAAAAGUGAGAGUUACUAUUUCAAUAAAAUCUAUUCAAUGUUUAACGAAAAUUAUAUUUUUUCCUUUCUUGUCUUAACGUAGGCACAAAACAUGGUGUAAAAAUGUAAACAUUAAGAAAACGCCUUCAAAUCCAAAUUACAGCCUGACGCAUUCAUUUCUGGAUUUGUAGUGCUCUCAGCAAGCAUGCAAACAAACAAGCACACGCUAGGUUUUAUUACACUUGUGAAUAAACUACUGAAAAGGCCUUCAAAGGUUUAAAGAUUUAACAGUGGAAAACACACGAUUUCAUAAGAAAGUCACAGCUAAUGGUCAUAUCACUACUUUGACAACUAAAGUUGCCAUGGCAACCCCACCCGACUUUGACACAGCCAAAGCAUAGAUUAUGGACCGGGCCAGUGUCCCGGGGCCUCCAAGCCCCAGGCUGUGUACAAUGCGUGACCCAAGACUUCAAAAGAACGUUGAAUGCAAGGUCCCUCAGUGCACACAGUGCAAGCUGACCAGUAGGCCUCUGGGUGCUUAUGGCAGAGCUAACCACUAUGGCCCCCAGACCCCUCAACGCUUAUAAUGUGAGGGCCUUAACCCUAACCCUUCUCUCCUUGAGCUGUCUGCUUCAAUACUGAAUUUCCUCCAACUUUCUCGCUUUUCUUUCUUUCCUUACUUGAGCCUGUGCCUUUUUAUAUUCAGCUUUUUUUUUAAAUUCUCUUUAAGAACUCUUUAAUUCUUUAAGAACUAUUUAUUUAUCUUUCCUAUCUCAUAUACUGUAAGUGCUGAAAUUGAUCCCAUUUAGCUUAACUGAAUAUCCACUCUUUCUACCUUUACUUCCCGGCCUAUGUGUAUGUUACUGAAUAUUGGGUAGUGGUCACUUCUAAUUGUUGAGUCUUCCCAUACUUCCCACUCACAUUUCCAUGCAACCUAACCUAAUACCAGUGUCAAAUCAAACUGCAGGCGCUGCAGUGCAAUCUCUAUGGGUGGGCUCGCACUGAGGUGAUUUCUUCAUACGUAAGCUGUUGCACUUGCAUCUUGGUGUUCCAAUCACGCCGUGGCUAUGAUAGCUAAUGCCUUAUUUUGCUACCCCUGCAUUUUAUGUCAUCCCGACAGCAGCAUGGACACCGCAUGGACAACUAUGCGUCAUUUCUCAGAGAAGGUGAAAAAGCAUCAAACAUCCAAGGUUACAGACAGA